This is a messenger RNA of Penicillium diatomitis, 3960 nucleotides long. Its product is annotated as WD repeat protein. The coding region runs from base 1 to 3960 and encodes 1319 amino acids. Gene Ontology annotation, molecular function: protein binding. The record is from RefSeq and is a predicted model, not a curated record. Gene Ontology annotation, biological process: positive regulation of TOR signaling. The transcript has 2 exons. NCBI's taxonomy places the organism in Eukaryota, Fungi, Ascomycota, Eurotiomycetes, Eurotiales, Aspergillaceae.
AUGUCAGACCUCUCAGGGUCACGUUCUCCGGUCCCUCCACCACCGCCGCCGCCCACCAAAUACUCUCAUCGGGCCGCCCACGCGCUUGCUCGUAUCGCGCAGCCUUUCUUCUCCGGGUCGAGACCUCCCAGUCCGCAGAGCAGCCGCGUGGAUGACGUUAGACCGCUCAGAUCGAAACCACUGCCUGGUGAGCCACAGACUGUCACCCACCGCACCGGGAUUCCGAUCACAGCCCUAGACACAUCCCCGGACGGCACGCACGCGGUCAUUGGAGGGAAGGAAAUCCUCAAAACAAUCAAUGUCUCAGCCGAUCACUCGUCAGAGGAAUACAACAUCCGCAAUGCGGUUAUCAGCUAUGCAUCGACGCAUCACCAGUCGGGAGCCUCGACAAUACACAAAGAUCAAUUGAAUGUGAGAGACGUCAAAUGGUCGCAUAGCAACUAUGAGCGAAUGAUCGCAACGGCAGUUGCAAAUGGUCGCAUCAUUCUCUAUGAUCUACAUCGACCUGGUCUACAAGUAUGUCGUUUCCAAGGCCACAAUCGACAGGUUCACCGACUGGCAUUUAAUCCACAUCUCGCAUCAUGGCUGUUAUCUGGCAGUCAGGAUGGGACGAUUCGUAUGUGGGACUUGCGAUCUCCUUCCAUGGAUCGAAGCUUGUCCACGUGUGGUAGUAAGGAAGUCUACCAAAGUAAUAGCGACGCGAUUCGAGACGUACGGUGGUCUCCUUCUGAUGGAGUCAUGUUCGCUACUGCCUCUGAUAGCGGUGUCAUUCAGAUGUGGGAUUCGCGCAAGACAAAUGCUCCCGUCAUGCGGAUCGCAGCCCACGAACGGCCUUGUUUUGCCAUAGAUUGGCAUGCCGACGGAAGACACGUCAUCAGCGGGGGCACUGAUCGGUUGGUCAAGGUCUGGGACUUCUCCACUGGGGCAGAGCGACGACAGAAGCCUCUUUUCCAGUUUCGGACUCCUCAAGCUGUCACCAAUGUUCGAUGGCGACCUCCGUCCUUGGUUGGUGACUCACCAAGCACAGGGAAAUGGCAAUCAACUCAGGUUGUCACCACCUACGAUAAAGAAGACCCUCGGAUUCAUCUUUGGGACCUUCGUAGAGUCCAUGUUCCUUUCCGAGAAUUUGACCGGUACGAUGUGCCGGCUGCUGAUUUACUUUGGCACUCAAAAGAUCUCCUAUGGACUGUUGGCGAAUCGGGAGCCUUUACUCAAACCGACGUUCGAUAUGCUCCAACCGUUGCAAAUCGUCGGCCCGUGUGUGCAGCGGCGUGGAAUCCUAAUGGAAGCUUUGUCGCAUUUGGCGAAGCCCGGCCGAGACGACGUGGUUUAGCUCCAAAUGGAUCCGAAUUUCUCAAUCUCGACGAGGAUCUGAGUAGCAAUGGCGAUCACUCGUUGAGUCAGAGUCCGGCCGACGAUGUUCUCGACGGGGUCGUUGUGGCCUCGUCAUUCAGGCCGCGACAGUCAAAGCUAGCUACGACCAGGCAGUCAAAGUCUUUGGGAAGUACUCCGCCUGGUGUGAUUGACAUCACGCAGGUGUUGCCUCUCAACCAGGCUCUCGCUAAGAUCCCUCCUCUUCCCCUUACCAAUCAGAUCGGAAUCAUUGGGUCCAUUCCUAAUGCGACGAACACUCCAUCCCAUUUCCGAUACUUGGCGCGCCAUUACUCGUCAUUACUGAACGAAAACGCGCACGCUCAAAGCUCCAUGGAGCUUCUACUUCAGCUGCUGAUUUCGCUUGACAAGAAUGCUGAAUGCGCUAUGAGUCUCUCCUUGCCAAGGCUUGCCCAGACCUGGCGCAUUGUCAAGUUUGCGAUCAUCCAAGAGUUCCAGCGACGAGCGAGAGAAAUGCAGUCUGGAAACAAAGGGACGAAACCAAGGACAUCCAAAGAUGGUUUGGCGAUCAGCUCACGGGUUGGUGACCAUGAUCGAUCGGGCAAGAUGAAAAGUCGGCUUUUCAAAGGUGUGAUGCAAACCGAGGGUCAGCGAAACGUCGUGAGUGACACGGAGAGUACUUCCAACAUGACUACUCCCCUUGCGCAGCCCAUACCCGACACACCACAGGAGUCAUGGAGCAGCAGUACAGACUCUCAAAUUCCCUCACUCAGUGAAAGUGGGAUUGAUCUUGACCCUCUCCCGCCUUCAGUUCUAAGCCCCCAUAACGGCUGGGCUAUGUCCGAAAGCGACCCCCCUUCGAAUCAACACGCUUUGAACCUUAACCGAGACCAGUCACUAUCCAGUAAUGAUAACUCGUGGUCAGCGGCUGUCAUUUACCAGCGACUUCGUGAUCCGCUACAGCCUGAGCUCGACGAUGAGCAAAGAUCGGCCCCUCGGGCAAUCGCGGGAAGAUCAGACUGGCACACUCGCCUCAGUCGAGAGAUCCCCCCGGAUCCAAAUGAAGAUGAAUAUGAUCAAAAGUUGGAACAUAAGCGAGCUGCAAUCAGCAACUACAAACAACAUCCAAAGAAAGUUCUCAAACUGGACACGCCGACGGGAACUGAUCGUGGACCAUCCGAUGGCUACAUAAGACGUGAUUCUUCUGAGAGUUUCACAAUGUUCUCAGCAUCGACCGAUGGUUCCAAUCCUUCGAAAUCGAUUGCUGCUUCAUUUUCAUCAAAUAUCGCUCCUGCCGACGGUCGAGAUGGUAGUUACGCCGGUUCCUUCGCCGGCAAAGCGGCUCUAGGAACCCGGAAAGAACCUUAUCUCGAGACGUCUCCCGAAGAGCCGGAGGAAGAUGUUGCUGAGCUGGAUGAAUUGGAUGUAGCACAAGAAGGGCAGAAUCAUCUUGCUCGGCCAUCCACGCCCCCGACCCUACUCACUGAGUCGACUCCCCUUGACCACUUAGUCUUCAAGGAAAAACAAAGCUCUCAUUCUGUUGAACCACUGCUCGGUCUCCCAGCUCUGCCUGGAAUUGGUGGGAUCUACAAGGAUGUCUCACAAGUUCGGUUGCCGCUUGUUCCAGACAGUACCGAAUCCAUGCCAUGGAGCGUAGCCGCAAUUCUCACGGAAGCAAUUCGACAUUAUCAUAGUACGAGCAACGCUGCUGAUGUUCAAACAGCUGCUCAUCUCCUUCGCACUUUACACGUUCUCUAUGAGGAUUGCGAAGACAUCUUCCCUUGUGAGGAGAGCGAAUUGAUUUUCAGAACGUACAAUGAGCAUCUUGUCAGGCAUUCGAUGGAGAUUGAGGCCGCAGAACUACGAUUAUCUUGUGUUUCAGCUUACCCAGGGGUCUACGAUUAUGCAUUGGCAGAUACAUUCAUCAAUGUUUUCUGUUUCACAUGCCAGCGGCCGUAUGAAAACCCACAGAGGGACAACCUACGCUGCCAUCGCUGCAACACGCGUCAGCCGCCUUGUCCAAUUUGCCAGAGCCUCGAACCGCCUGAAGAUUGGGUCACUGCCUAUCAAGAUUCGGAAUCACCUCGGUCAAGUAUGGUCACAACGUCCUGUGCCUCGUCCGUGCGGUCAUCGCAGUCCGCGGCCACCGAGCCCCUCCCUACGUGUGACGCUGUUGAGUUCAAACCCUUCAGCGCCAGAAACGCGCAGCUCUGGCUCUGGUGCCAAGGGUGCGGACACGGCGGUCACACGGCUUGCAUCACAUUGUGGCUUAGAGAUGUCCCGAUGAGCGAGGGUGGCUGUGCCACACCCGGUUGUUGGCACGAUUGCGCACCAGGUCCACGCCGCGAGUUCAACCGCCAGAUGCUCACAGCAGCAACGAAACGUCGAGACUCGACAAGUCGCUCAUCGGGGGUAGCGACUCCUCAAAACGAGAAGUGGCCUAGUGAGAGCCGGACUUUGCACAAGGUUCGUGGCAUGCUUGGAGCGGCAGGUGUUGCAGCCACGACUGGAACCGGUCACGGCCGACAGUCAUCUGGUGCCCUUUCGCCCAAGAAAGUGCGUCUCCUCACCCCGAAUGAGCAAGAUGGCGGGGAAGGACCAGCUGGACGAUCUACUGCACCUCCUUAG